CACUAUUUUCUACGACGAUUUCCCUUGCCUUCGAAGCUCAGACAACCCGUUUAUUUCCAAGUUCUGACCGCAAUGAGCAUGUAAGAAGUGUGCGGCUAUCAAAGUUUGGACGCGUUUCUUCGCUUUAACUCGAAUCCAGGAUUACCGCUGCAGUUGCGGUCAUUGAAAGGUGACACUAAUCUUGGACUGUCCUCAGCCAUCGAAGUUCGAUGACUUGUGCCAUGGCAAUGCAUUACGUUGAAUACCAUCCCACAGGAACCCUUCCACAGCAAGCCACAUGCACCGAAACGUAUCUUGCUGUUCUGGUUUUCAUGUUCUCCAUUUCAACGACCUAUUGGAUCCUAUCUUUGUAUCAAGACCUGAAUCUCAUUACCACUUCAUUCGUGCAUGUCAUCCCUAUGGAUGAGACAGUUCUCAUCCAUUCCCAAAAUGAACAAGACGUGAUGAACACUCUUGUCCUCCUGAAUCAUGUGCUAACCAACGGUGUCGUCGUUUGGCGGGCUUGGGUACUCUGUCGAGACGAGUAUAGCAAAAGUUUGAUCCUUCCUCUCGUGUUCUUAUGCUUGACUCUGUCGUCCCUCUUGGCUACAAUCGGACUGCGUGUCACCAUAAUUGUUGUUCCCGACAUUCAGCAUACCAUCAUGACCUUACAUUAAUAAGAUCUGAUCUGUUAUCUGUAUUAGGCGUCAUAGACAUUGGGUUACAUCCAAAUUCCAGAUGAGGAGGACAAAAACAACCUUAGCAGAACGAGUUCUCACUUUGCUUGUCGAGUCCGGGAUCAUUUACUGCCUUUCUGCAGUAUGUAACCGUUCGAACGAUUUUUAUCACAGCGGAUCCUCAGUU
Desarmillaria tabescens is the source of this 843-nucleotide messenger RNA. RefSeq lists its product as uncharacterized. Lineage: Eukaryota; Fungi; Basidiomycota; Agaricomycetes; Agaricales; Physalacriaceae. The record is from RefSeq and is a predicted model, not a curated record. The transcript has 3 exons. Bases 210 to 656 code for a protein of 148 amino acids.